CCUCCCCAGCUGAAGAUGUCUAACAAUGGAGUUGAAACCGAAGACAAACCGCCGGCUCCUCCGAUGAGAAAUACCAGCACAAUGCUUGGAACGGGAAGCAAAGAUGCUGGGACUUUAAACCACGGCUCAAAACCUUUGCCUCCCAACCCGGAAGAAAAGAAAAGGAAGGACCGAUUUUACCGAUCUAUUUUACCGGGAGAUAAAACCAAUAAAAAGAAAGAGAAAGAGCGGCCGGAGAUCUCCCUCCCUUCAGACUUCGAACACACGAUUCAUGUAGGGUUCGACGCUGUCACGGGGGAGUUCACGGGAAUGCCGGAGCAGUGGGCGCGUUUACUGCAGACUUCCAACAUCACCAAAUCGGAGCAGAAGAAGAACCCCCAGGCGGUGCUGGACGUGUUGGAGUUUUACAACUCCAAGAAGAUCUCCAACAGCCAGAAGUACAUGAGUUUUACAGAUAAAUCGACAGAGGAUUACAACUCAUCAAAUACGCUGAACGUGAAGGCUGUCUCCGAGACCCCUGCAGUGCCCUCCGUCUCUGAAGAUGAAGAUGAUGAAGACGAUGCAGCUCCACCCCCAGUGAUAGCUCCGCGACCCGAACACACAAAAUCCAUCUACACCCGCUCAGUGAUCGAUCCCCUUCCUCCUCCUACCAGAGAUGUGGCCACCUCUCCUAUUUCUUCUCCCUCGGAAACCAGCACGAUGGUGCCUGACAUGCUGGUCAGGAAUACAGAGAAAAUGAAGAAAAAGCCAAAAAUGUCAGAUGAAGAGAUCUUGGAAAAAUUAA
Apaloderma vittatum (bar-tailed trogon) is the source of this 784-nucleotide messenger RNA. RefSeq names its product serine/threonine-protein kinase PAK 1-like. The annotation marks the transcript as partial. The transcript has 6 exons. The record is from RefSeq and is a predicted model, not a curated record. Gene Ontology annotation, molecular function: protein serine/threonine kinase activity. Lineage: Eukaryota; Metazoa; Chordata; Aves; Trogoniformes; Trogonidae.